CCGAAAUUGCUGAGAGAAGGAAGUUCGCUAAGUUAGCAACAAGCAGUGGCCGUAGAAUUAUGCGAAUACAUAGUAUCUUAUUGUGAAAAAAAGACAAAAAAAUAAUAAUACCGGUGUAUCUAAGACCAACAGCCGCGGUCGCAACAAUCUUGUCAACUCAACGUGGUAACUAAGGGACCGCCAUGCAACAACCUUUGGACACGUCGCCUGCUUUGGCUUUUGAAAAAGACGCUUUUCAGCUUACAGUCGAAGAUGUAUAUGACAUUUCAUACGUGAUCGGUAGAGACCUGCUGAAAAUUAGUAACGCGGGAGAAGAAGUGUCUGAACUGCAAUUCAAAAUUGUUCGGGUCCUUGAGAUGUUUGAAAUUUUGGUGAAUAAGUACAAUCUAACACUGGAAGAGCUAAAAAUGGAACGAGACAAUUUAAAAAGUGAAUUGGAGAGAAUCCUGGGUGACGAUUCAACUGGACAGGGAACGCAAUUGCUGGGGCCGAACAAGUUGGUGGUAGACCUGAAGGACCCAAACCGGCCACGCUUCACCAUGCAGGAGCUGAAGGAGGUGCUACAGGAGAGGAACCAACUGAAGGCCCAGCUGCUGGUGGCUCAAGAGGAGUUGCAACUCUAUAAGAGUGGGAUUUUGCCUCAGGCUGAGCCAUCCAUGGUUGAAGUGGACCUGGAUUCUCCAUCCUCUGCUGACUCCACUGCUGUCACCAAAGAAGAGGCAAAAGACGAGCAGAAAGAGGAGAAGACCACCAUCAGAAGGCUAUUUUCAUUCAGAAGAAAACAGUGAAGACCCAACUCAAUUGAAGAUGGAACAUAUUGUAUGUAAUGAAGAUUUUAUACAUUUUUGUACAUUGUAAUGAACAGUAUUUCAGUAUUUCCCGAUGUAUAGAAAUGAGGAAAGACCUGAGAGAUCCCCAAUCCUCAGAGCCAUUACUGGAGCAUUUGUAGCUUUGUAAUUUAUGAACGGUGAAGUACUUCUGUGCUUUUCUCGGUAACAUUUAACCUUAAAAACAGUCACCUUUCACACUUCUGAUGAAGCAGUAUUGUAAACAUUUUAAUCUGCUGUUCUCUUUAUAUGGGUGACCAACUAAAUACCAUGGAGGAUUAUACAGACAUGUCUGCAAUAACUAAUGUUGCCAUUUCACCGACACAGGACGUCAGGAUUCUUGUAGUGUUUCUCAUUAAUUAUACAAACAUUCGAGCAUAUUACAAAUUCGAUCAAAUUACAUUUUAAAACCGUUUUGUUUUAACUACAUUUUGGAAUUUUAAUGAACUAUGUGAGAUUAGGGGGGAUAUUACUGCUGGUAGGCUGUGUGGACUCAUUUCCUAUUAAACCACUGCUAGGACUGUCUUUUUUUGAAAUGAUUGUAAUGUUGAUUACUACAAUUUUUAAAUGGGUUUAUAUAGGUAAAACAGAAGACCACUUGUAUAAAAAUUUUAAUAAUACACCUCAACCAGAAGUUGCAUCUUAAUGCUUUCCUGUGAAGCAUUUGGUUGUGGACAUUUAACAGCUUUGUGUGUUAAGAAAGAUUUUGUUCAAGUUCAUAAAAUAAUUACAUAACAUAUAGGCAUCAUUUA
Molecule: messenger RNA, 1579 nt
Organism: Megalops cyprinoides (Indo-Pacific tarpon)
Lineage: Eukaryota; Metazoa; Chordata; Actinopteri; Elopiformes; Megalopidae
Gene: rilpl2
Product: Rab interacting lysosomal protein-like 2
Exons: 4
Coding region: 183-788 (201 amino acids)
Biological process (GO): cilium assembly
Cellular component (GO): ciliary basal body; cytoplasm
Molecular function (GO): protein dimerization activity
Source: RefSeq, a predicted model, not a curated record